Molecule: messenger RNA, 1398 nt
Organism: Capronia epimyces CBS 606.96
Lineage: Eukaryota; Fungi; Ascomycota; Eurotiomycetes; Chaetothyriales; Herpotrichiellaceae
Exons: 1
Coding region: 1-1398 (465 amino acids)
Source: RefSeq, a predicted model, not a curated record
AUGACAGUUCAAUCUCCACCGCUACCGGCACCGACACCAGCACCAGCCUCCCCCUCGACACCCUCGCGGAAGCGUCGCUCGCUGCGACUGUCGAACGUCGAGAUUGCCUCGCAAGAAGCCCUCUCGACGAGUCCCUACACCAGCGGAACCACAAAUGGAACCACCUACUCGAGGCGAUCGUCGCGGACUUCGCAGACCUCAUUUCAACCACGAUCUCCGGUGACACCGCGCCCGAUGUCAUCCAAGUCCUCCAGACCGCCCUCCUUCUCCCAGCAACGCCGAUCGAGUAGGACAAGUCUCCACAGCGAAAGAAGUCUCGAACAACUGCGGGACAGCGGGCUGGGGAAUCUGGCGGACGAGCUGGAACAGGCCUGGGACGACGAGGGCGGGGGCGAGGGUGAGGGUGAAGGCCAAUCCAGCUUCCUCGAAGGGUUAAGAGAAGGGGACGUGGCACAGGAUCUCCAAAGUCCUUACGAGAUGAAUGACAUGCACGAUUUUGGCUUUGGCAUGGUGGUGCAGAGUCCGCAUCCUGCAUCUCACGAGGCACAACAGUCACCUACGCUAUCUGUGCCGCCCAGGGCAAGAGCCGACUCGGCCACGCACAGAAAAUCAGCCCACCGCCGACAUGAAUCGGCCUACGAUGGAUCAGACUACGGGCCGGAAUCAGACGGCGAGGAGCAAGAUGACUCGCUCCCUCCCAUGCUCAAGAAACGGAUACGCGACAUCGAGACGCUGACGCGCAUGAGCGUCAACCCAGAAGACGCAGUCAGCGAAGAUGGCGGCACUGUGAAAAGAACGAUACAAAGGCUGAAAGAUCUAGGGCCACAGGGCAAUGUCGAGUAUGGUGUCACACGGUUGAUCACGGCAUACACGUCGAUGGCGUCGCACCGCAGCCACAAAACCCGCGACCUGUUCACUCAGAGCCACUCACUCAUGUACGGUGGCCUGCUCCAUCUCCCCGAAGAGAUGAUCGAGUUGCUCUUGGAAGAGCUCAACAUGUUGAGCUCGACGCUCCCCUUCCUCAGGCCGCAAAAUCCUUUAUUGUCUCUCCAGAUUCUCGCUUCCCAGACCGAAGAACUUAACCAGACUCUUCGCUCUCUGACAGACUUGCUUCAAGAAGCUCGUCUGGCCGCCAACGCCGCGACCCGCAAACUGAAAUCCGUGCGCGAUAUGGUCGAGGACAUGCGUCUGGAGGAAGAGUUGGUGGAGAACAGCAUUCUCCUGAUUCAGGCCGGAGACUGGGACCGAAGGUGUCGAACUCGACAGGCGGCCAAGACGUGUCAGGAAGUGUGUGAAGGGUUUGCCGAAAGAUGGGGACUCAGUGUCGACACGGCCUGGAAUUCGUCACCAGAACCCAACAGGCAAAAGCCGGCCCAGGAAGUCUCGGUGUCAGGUUGA